Messenger RNA from Camellia sinensis, 846 nucleotides. The record is from RefSeq and is a predicted model, not a curated record. NCBI's taxonomy places the organism in Eukaryota, Viridiplantae, Streptophyta, Magnoliopsida, Ericales, Theaceae.
AUGAUGAAGCAGAGUAUCAUAUCGAAGAAGAAGAAGAACAAACAGUCCAUCUCAGAACAAGUUCCAAUCCAAAUCAUCCUCGAAAUCCUCUCUAGACUCCCUAUCAAAUCCCUCUUUUGUUGCCAACUCGUUUGCAAAGAAUGGUUUUCUUUAAUCUCAGACCCACACUUCGCUAAACUCCACCUCUCAAGAUCACCCAUCAGCCUCUUGAUCAAACCCAUCUUCAGAGACCACCGCGAAUCCAGAAAACUCCACUUGUUCGACCUCCAAAUCCCCCACAAAACCCGUCCCCAUGAAUCCCAUCUCAAGCUCACUACUGAAAUCAACAUCCCAUAUGCGGGUCAAGAAAUUGUGAAUUCUUGUAAUAGGUUGCUCUGUUUGUGCUACAAAUCUGUGAUUUGUGUGUGUAAUCCGAUUCUAGGCGAGUACAUUACCUUACCAUAUGCAACCUAUGAUGGACAUUACUGUGUUCCCACUGUUACUGCUUUUGGGUUUAUUCUCAGGACUAAUCAAUACAAGGUUAUACGGUUUUUUAUCGAACGGGUUGUCGAGUCAAUCAACCCCAUUACUGACUUAAAGACUUAUCGUGAUGAUCCAAAGGCUAUGAUUUACACAAUUGGUGAUGGGUUGUGGAGAAACUUAGGUAGUGUUCCUUAUUAUUUGACGAAUCACUCGUUCAAUUCUUUCGUGAAUGAAGCUCUGCAUUGGCUUAAUUUUACACGUGAUAGUCCUGAUUUCAUUCGAUGUUUCGAUUUUGAUAGCGAUGAAUUUCGGGUUGUUCUUGAACCUCCUGAGUUCGGUCUGCGUAAGGAGUUUUCAGAUCAUAUACGUGUGGGUGUGCUAUGA